Cucurbitaria berberidis CBS 394.84 is the source of this 561-nucleotide messenger RNA. RefSeq lists its product as uncharacterized. The coding region runs from base 1 to 561 and encodes 186 amino acids. NCBI's taxonomy places the organism in Eukaryota, Fungi, Ascomycota, Dothideomycetes, Pleosporales, Cucurbitariaceae. The transcript has a single exon. The record is from RefSeq and is a predicted model, not a curated record.
AUGGCCUCUCUCGAUGAUGAAACCCACCGCAAGCACGAGAAGUCAGUCGAGGAGCCGCCGCGACCUCCAGUGCUCACCGCAAAGCCUGCCGUCUACUCUGGGUGCUGCCUCGGACUCAGCGCGCCCCUCAUCACCCACUUCCACACGCUCCUCCCCCCGUCGCCUAGUCUGGUUCUCUCCGUCGGCAGCGGCUUCGGCCUUCUCGAAGCGCACCUCAACGCUGGCCCAUCCCCGUUGAACAUCGUUGGUGUCGAAGUCGAGCCGAGCCCGAACGUAUACCUUCCCGUGUCAAGUCAUCGCAUUGUACACGGGUCGCGCUUUCUCGAACCACUCGCUGGUGAAGCUACGGCAUGGCUCUUCGUAUACCCAAGACGCGUAGGCUUGGUGCAGGAAUACCUAGCAGAGUAUAGCGAAGGCAGCGUGGAGAAGAUCAUCUGGGCGGGCCCCAAAGCAGACUGGGAUGACUACGUCGGCUGCUUCUCUGGCUGGGACGUGAUAAUACAAAGCACGGACGAGGUUGGAGGAAGGCCGUGGGAGCUGAUCGCUGUAGCCAGCAAGUGA